Molecule: messenger RNA, 333 nt
Organism: Didymodactylos carnosus
Lineage: Eukaryota; Metazoa; Rotifera; Eurotatoria; Philodinida; Philodinidae
Source: the annotation of a GenBank genome assembly
AUGUUUGGUCCCGCAGACCUCUACUACCAAUGUGAACAGCGGGUGAGUCGGCGUCAAGCACAAGAUGAUAAAAUUAUUUUUAUUGUUUCCGGAAUGCUUGGACGUGAAGCGAUUCUCAUAACAGACGACCUGCCUGAAAUCUCAGCGAUUUAUGUGUAUUGUCGAGACAAACAAACACAUGAAAUAUGGGCCUCGAAAUAUCGGAAAGUAUGCUCGGCGUUAACAAGUCCAGAUGAAUUGGCCAAAAACAUUUCUGCUGAUCAAAACGCUCGUGAAAGAACUAACGCAAUGACAUCGAAACCGAUAUCGAUUUAUGACAGUAAUUCUUCUUAG